Molecule: messenger RNA, 1215 nt
Organism: Prosopis cineraria
Lineage: Eukaryota; Viridiplantae; Streptophyta; Magnoliopsida; Fabales; Fabaceae
Product: F-box protein At3g07870
Exons: 1
Coding region: 1-1215 (404 amino acids)
Molecular function (GO): protein binding
Source: RefSeq, a predicted model, not a curated record
AUGGAUUUCGACUCUACAGAACAGAGCAGAAGCAAGAGAACCAAGCUUGAAGAACACGCACCACCACUCGAUUUUCUCACGAGACUCCCUCGCGAGCUCGUCUUAGAGAUCUUUUCAAAGCUACCCGUUUCGUCUUUGGUCAAUUUCAUGUACGUUUGCCGAUCAUGGCGAUCGUUGGCACAAGACCCUUCUAUUGCUCCUCAUCUCUCUAGCAUCACCAAGACCAACCAGUGCUUAAUCUUUCACUGUGAUACUCCGAUUCGCAGUCAAGUAUGCUUCGCAGAUUUCAAUUCUUCUCCAGGUAACAUCCAAAAGGUCACUACUCUCCUUCCAAUUUUCACUUCUUCGAUGCCUGAGUUUGAUGUAGUAGCAUCAUGGGAUGGCGUGUUGUGCUUGUUCGAUUCCUUGAUCGGUGACAAACUCUAUCUGUAUAACCCUUUCACUAAUUUCUUCGCACGGUUGCCUCAACCUGUGAGACACCCAAAUCGAGAGGUUGUGAUUGGAUUCGGAUUCGUUCAGAAAACUCAGGAAUUCAAAGUUGUUCAAAUUAUAAAUACAAACCCUUCCAAAGAUUCUCCAAAACAAAAAGUACCGCCAAGUUCGAAGACUCUGAUUCUUAGUCUGGGAAGCUCAAAGUGGAGAGAUAUAGGGGAAGUGGGGUAUCAUUUUGUUCAGUGUUCUUCACAGAUUAUUGUUAACGGGAGACUCCAUUGGGUGACUCAGCCAAGGAAUCGUUGUAGUGCUCUUGUAUCAUUUGAUCUCACAAACGAGGUAUUCGAACUUGUUCAAAAGCCUUGUAGUGAAGCCUUGAAGAAAUAUGAAUACCAUUUGCUUGUCAUAAAGGGUUGUCUUUCUGCAGCAUUUUAUUGCAGACAAGGAAGAUUAGAGAUAUGGGUAAUGAAAAAUUAUGGGGUCAAGGAAUCUUGGACCAAGGAAUUCAGCAUUCGAAAACAUGUUCCUAACGGGUUAACAGAGAAUGAAUUGGAUUGUUGGGGCAUGAAAUUCAUGAAGACAAUGUCGAGAGCUAGAGGGGUUAGAGCUGUGUGUGUUCUAAACAACGGUGAGAUUUUGUUGGAGUAUAAAGGGAAGGCUUUGGCCACUUAUGAUCCCACCAAGAGAAAAUUUAAGGAUUUACAAAUCCAAGGGAUACCCAAGUGGUUUCAAGUGGUUCAUGCGGGCAGCUUCAAUUGGAUUGAUACACUCCCUUCAUCAUAA